Haemonchus placei is the source of this 807-nucleotide messenger RNA. Lineage: Eukaryota; Metazoa; Nematoda; Chromadorea; Rhabditida; Trichostrongylidae. The record is from the annotation of a GenBank genome assembly.
AUGGAACAAAGCGGGGAUAGGGCUGAUGAGAUUCUAGCUGGCGUAAUCAUGUUGGCGGUAAGCGCAUUCGGUAACGUGAUAAACAUUGCGGUCGUUGUAUUGCUUUUCCGUACACCGUCAUUCCAUAACGCCUUCGGCUUGAUUUGUGCUUCACACUUGAUCGCCGAUAUUGGAGUGCUUUUGAUUUUCUCAUUCUGGGCUGCUCCAGCUGCAUUGUUUGGUUUUCCUGAUACGAUUACCCAAACUCACUUCGGAGGGAGCAUGGGCCAAUUGGCAAUUCUCUUUUGGUAUGCAUCGACAUAUGGACAUAUACAAGUUGCUGUCAACCGUCUUCUCGCUAUCAAAUAUCCACUCUUAUACAAGAGGGUAUUCUCAAUGCGAAACACCAAAACUAUUCUGGCAGUGUUCUGGGCGAUUUCUGCUGCAAACGUAUUUGCCUACUUUUGGAGAGAGUGCGACUUCAAGUUCAACGUUCAUGCGUUAACUUGGUUCUACGCUCCUACCUAUUGUGGAUAUAUUAUUGCAUUUUACAUGACUUUGGUACAUGAAUCAGCUUUAUGUGCUAUAGUUAUUGUCAUUGACACUAUCGCCUUCUUCGCAAUCUACGCAGAAGCAAAGUUGUUCCCACACUACUCCACCUACGUACCUCGACCAAUUCAGAAACCAUCAAAAUCGUUCGAUGAGGCCAAGAUGCUCAAACAAAAUACUAAUCUCUAUGUGCAGACUCAUCCUGAUUGCUUUCCACAAGAAGUUCCGUAUGGCUUUCGGCUUACGUACGUUGCUCUGCCGGAAGGAGAUCAAGAGUGA